Acanthoscelides obtectus is the source of this 1846-nucleotide messenger RNA. The record is from the annotation of a GenBank genome assembly. Lineage: Eukaryota; Metazoa; Arthropoda; Insecta; Coleoptera; Chrysomelidae.
AGAUGCCUCCAUACAUUCUUGCACAGCUGUCAGUUUUGCAUCUGUCAACGUCAUCGUAGAUAUAUGAUAUUUUCUUUUAAAUCCAAUAGACUACUUUAAUACAAAUUAUUCAAAAUAAUAAAGAAUAAUUUUUGCAGCAAAUAGAAACGAAUGAAUAAUGAUGAUAUAUCGACAGCACUUUAGAGAAUUAAGAAAGCAAUUAUUGUAAUAAUGCAUCCAUUGAAUUAAGUGAUAAAAUAGUAUCAAUGUCUGGAAACGCAGAAGGACCUGCCAUGGAAAACCAUCCCCCAGAUUAGAUUUCUAAGAUCAUUUUUAUGCUCUGCUAUAAACCGGGUUCCACCUGAAGUCACCGAAUUAAAAUAGGCAUAAAAGAGACGCCAAAAAGGAACUGAAUAUGAAGAGAGCAGAACCAAGUAGUGUAGAGUAUAGGUCAUUCAGUUUGCAUUAGUGUGAAGGAGAUUGGCUAGCAAUAUCCAAAGUACUGCAGUAGUUACUUUGGACCCGUGCCAGGCACCGUUCGCGUCCGCAACGACCUGUUCCAGAACCCUUUGUUCAACGUGCGCGACCGACUUUUCCACACCUUAUUCUUCAGGGCGGCGCUGGCGUACGCGCGGACAUUCCCGCGGCCUCUCCGUAGGUUCAUCGAGUUUCUGAUUCUGAUUAAAGCCAUUGCUGCAUUCUUCGUGCUUGUGUAUAUACACGUGGCCUUCUCGCGGACACCGUCGACGUGCUUGAUGCACGUCAAGGACACCUGGCCGAGGGAUGGUAUACUCAGGGUAGAGAUCGUCAGGAAUGCAGGUAAAGAUUAUAGUAUAGAGCAAAGCUACGCGAAAGAAGAAAUGCUCAAACAACAAGGUAAAACUGAAGAUUUUGCUCAAAUGAUUGGCCUUCUGGCGAGAGAUGGAUUCAUCAACAUUGAACCAUCAUCAGUUGAAGACACUUCUAAGGAGACUCAACCAUUAGUCUCUGACGUUGAUUCAUUUAGCAGUAAUAAUACAACUGAUCCACCAGAAGAAGAGGUUUCCGGGAUACUACCCGAUUCCUUGGCGAAUAUAUCCAGUGUGUUUCCCACUGUAUGGCCCAACCAAGAAAAUGAAAUGAUAGCAACAGACCAACCACAUUUUCCGGAUGGAUCUUUAGAUUCAUCGAAUCAGUCUGAAAAUGCUACUUUGGAUGAAACCCAGAAAGUAAAGGAAAGCGUCGUGGAAGUAAAUAAGCCAAAAGGUUGGCACGAUGACGAGUACAUAGUAGAAUUCUCCCUGGAGUACGGCUUUCUCCGUCUGAACCCCGCGACCCGCGCGCGUUUGAAGAUCCCCGUUGAGAUCGUGUUCUUGGAUCCGACCAAGGACGAAUGUUUCGGUGACGCGUUUAGUCGGUUGAUUUUGGAAGAGUUCCUCGGCUAUGAUGACCUGCUGCUCGCCUCUAUCAAGUCUUUGGCCGAGAAGGAGGACAACAAGGGAUACUUGAGGAACGUUGUGUCUGGUGAACAUUAUAGAUUCGUGAGCAUGUGGAUGGCAAGAACGUCGUACUUCGCGGCCUUCUUCAUCAUGAUAGUGUUCACAGUAUCCGUGUCCAUGCUUCUCCGGUACUCACAUCACCAGAUCUUCGUCUUUAUCGUUGAUCUGCUUCAAAUGUUGGAAUUCAACGUUACCGUCAGCUUUCCAGCGGCGCCCUUGCUGACAGUCAUCCUGGCCCUAGUCGGUAAGUGAAGUUUUGAAUAUAUUAGCGACAUUUGUAGCGGGCUACCAAAAUGUAAGAUAGUAGCAUAACACAUCGUACGUUCCUGUUAGCAGAAGCGUUCUAUGUGUUAUGCUACUUUCUUACAUUUUUGUACCCGAGUAUACAG